UUUCUCAAUUUCAUAUUAUCCAUUCAAGACACAUGAGCUAAUAGCCUAGCAUGUUAUCCCCCCUUGCAAUCCUCGUGUUUAGACUGUUGGUAACUGCCUGUGACGUUUCUCAGGAGGCGUGAUCUUUGCGGGAUGCAGAUCGUGGUACCCCGGAAGAAUGCGGAGGAUGAGGAAAGGGGAUUAUUUUGGAAUUUCAGACGGGCAGUUUAAUGUGUUGCAAUUUCGGACGGGCAGUUUAAUGUGUUGCUGUGUUUAUGGACGUAAAUAAUACAGUCAGUUCUAGCUGACGAUUUGACGUGUGAUCUCGCCAUGUUUCCUUCGUGCUACUCUAAACCUACGGACAGUGUCUUUCAAAGGACAUCUCUGGCUAAAAUAUUGCUAGGAGUUUUUAUCGUGUACAUGUUACACACCUGCUGGGUGAUAUAUGGCUUUGUCUACACCAAACCUUGCGAUAGCGGGAGUGGGGAACAUUGCAUAUCCUCCUAUUUGGCAACUAGGCCCCGACUUCAGCUCAGCAUAUACUCCUGUUCGAGACCAGACCAUAGUGAGCUUAACCUCAUCACCAUGAUAGAUGAGUUUGACAUACAUUCUAAAUAUGAAAGGACAGUGAAUGUGUCCCAGCCAGAGGAGACGCAUAACAAUGGGACUUUGUAUGUAAUGGUGUUUAUACACCAGGCUGGACGGUCUCCAAUGGAGGAUAGCAGACAGGUCCACCUUGCAACCAAGAUGACCACACAGAUGCUGCCCAGACGUCAAAAGAGCCCAGGCAAACACAAACUCAAAAACCCUAACCCCGUCCCAGGAUCCAGAGCUGAAGGUCCAGUCUCCUACUGGCGCCCCACUCUCAGACUCUCCGUCAUGGCAGAGGAGUUCACCUUCACCAGGGGCAACCUGCCCAGCGACGUAAGACGCUACAUGAGAGUUUUCAAGGACGGGAGGAGGAUGACAUAUCUGCCCCUGCUUCUGAUUGAUGAGCUCAGUUUCCGACUGAAGGAUCUUAUGGAAAUCAACGGCACGUUGACUGAGCUUCCUCUGACUAUCUCCUACGAGGGCAUCUCCUUGAGAACCUUCCGCUUCUGGGUCCACCUACAGGAUGUGGUGUACUCCCUCCGACAGUUUGGCUUCACCGAGGACAGUAUUGAUGAAAUCAAAGACAUCUUAGUGGAUACUAAUCUGUAUCUCCUAGCAUUGACUGCCCUGGUCACAGUCUUCCAUAUUCUGUGUGACUUCCUGGCCUUGAAGAAUAACAUCAGCUUCUGGAGGAGGAAAAAAACCAUGGUGGGAAUGUCUCGCAAGUCAGUGCUGUGGAGGUGUUUCAGCACUGUGGUGAUCUUCCUCCACCUCCUGCAGGAGGGCAGCAGUGUGCUGGUCCUGCUGCCGCUCGCUGUGGGCUCCAUCAUAGAGGUUUGGAAGGUCAAAAAAGUCUUCAAGAUACAGCUCCAGUUGAAAAAGUCUAGGUCCAUAUUUGAAUUAGGUAAGCUGGACGAACCGGAGAAAAGGACCAUGGAACAUGAUUCACAGGCCAUUAGAUACCUGUCUUACCUCGUGUGCCCUCUCUGCAUCAGUGGAGUUAUGUUCUCUCUGGUCUACCUCAAGUAUAAGAGUUAUUAUUUGUGGUUUAUCAACAGUCUUAUAACCGGGGUGUAUGCCUUUGGUUUCCUGUCCAUGACACCUCAGCUCUUCAUCAACUACAAGAUGAGGUCAGUGGCUCACAUGGAGGGGAAUGUGCUGGUGUACAGGGGUCUCAGCACGCUGGUGAAUGACGUGUUCUCCAGUCUGUUCAGCGGCCACUCCUCCCUCCAGCUGUCCUGCUUCAGAGAUGAGCUCCUCCUCUUCAUCUACCUCUACCAGAGGAGGCGUUACGCUGUCAGCAAGACUUCAGGGCAGGAAUACAGAGCUGCACACAGCAAGAAACUCAAAGCCCAGUGAGACAGUGACAAUCACCACGAACAAGACAACAAAUUAAUGAAUGAAACAAUUAAAUAUUUAUGAAUGGAUGAGGCCAUGAGUUUAGAAGGAUGACUGAAUGAAUGCCUGCAUGAAUAAAUUGUACUUCAGUGCAGGUUUCUUUCUCUUUUUUUUAACAGACGCAGAAACACAUAAAUUUCCACCAUGUUAGACAGCAACCAGCGGUUGUUAAUAGCAUGUGAUGCACCCAACCUCUCUGUAUGGCAUCAUAAGACUGUUCCUCAUUGAUCACUAAUAUAAGUAGGUCUGGUCUCAAGCAUGAAGCUGUUUACCUGCCUGCACCACCUAGUCUUUACCACUAAGAGGCGCCUGACUCCACAGUGCUCUACCUGGUUUCUCUAGGGUUAAGUUACUUUAGAUUUUCUGUAGAACUCUUUUAGCUGUUCAGAUAUGCAGUUCUCUCAGUGCGUGACCAUCCUCGUGGUCUUACAGUAUUUAAUACCAAGAUCAAUCAUUUCUGAAACUGUAAAUCCUUCAUUUACAUUAAAUAGAUAAGUUAACUUUCAACACCU
Osmerus eperlanus (European smelt) is the source of this 2480-nucleotide messenger RNA. Its product is annotated as lipid scramblase CLPTM1L-like. Lineage: Eukaryota; Metazoa; Chordata; Actinopteri; Osmeriformes; Osmeridae. The record is from RefSeq and is a predicted model, not a curated record. Bases 310 to 1929 code for a protein of 539 amino acids. The transcript has 17 exons. Gene Ontology annotation, cellular component: membrane; endomembrane system.